CUUAUAAGUUGAAGCAGGUAGUUGUUUAUUUCGAAGGCGUAUUUUUUCCAUUUUAUUCAUUGUGAAUCACGAAACUCAUCACUUGUUUAAUACACAGGUGAGUAAGUUUACGUGCUUGCCACUUCAUAAAUUCAUGUUAUUCUGAUGUUAUUUUUAAAGGUUAUCCUGCUGGUGUACUCUACCACAGUCAUACGACAUAAUAAACUCAUAUCCCCAGAUAAUUAAAAAAAUACAAAUAGAUUUAUCGUCGAAUUGUAGUUCUGAUACAAUAUACUGUGUGCUUUGCAAAAUUAAUAUGCAUUGUAAUGUCCUCCCUCAUUUUGCGGUUAAGACACCUUCGAGCUGUCUAUGGAAGGAACUUUGACGCCUUCAGUGAUGAAUUUGAGUCGGCUGUGGGGGUGACUUUCGCCCUAAGUUCUGUGAAUCAAGAUAAUAUUGGCUACUACUAUGUCAGCGAAGUUGCCACUAAUAUUGAAAAUCCCGAAUGGGAAUCUAUUGAAGUACACAGUCUUCCUAAACAGUUCUCAUCAUCUAAAGCUGUUUUAUUCACUUUCUUUCUUGUACACAAGGAAAGCAAUUCACUUUUGUUUGAAAUUUUGGUACAUUUCUCUGGCCUCGUUGUCGCCAAUUCAGAAAUGCGCGAAAAUAUGUGCCUACCGCAGUCAAAGGAUCAGGUUUAUUUUCAAAUGGGCAGUCAUAUAUAUUCUCCCCGUGAGUAUUUCUCGCCAAACAUAAUAAGUACUCAAAUGUGGCCUAAAAGCACUUCCCGCCAUGUUCUCAAACCAUCUUACAACUUAUCUUCACUGCAGAAAUUCUUAGUCAACAAGGAGGCUUUGAAGGUUCAGCUGAAACGUAUAAAGUAUAUGCAAGGUCUAGCCAAUGUUUUGAAAUCAUCUCUUCACAGUUUGAUCAGCCAGGGCAUUGCUGCUGAAAAAAUGGCUGCGGCGAUUGGUCUAGUCAAGAAACGAAUAGAAUUGACAAGAUGUUUGAUGUUGCUAACAGGCAAGAAGAUAGAAACUCUGAAAAGUAAAAGAUUCUCUCUAGAGCAAGAGUUAUUGAACUUAAGUGAAAACAGAACAGUAGUUACUAAUCGACUAGAAGUUUUGCAUCAAUCUCUGAAGGUCGGUUACAAAGAGCUGAAUAAAAUACAAUGUGCGUUGUUUGUUCGCAUACUUCAUUUAUUAAAUGAAGUGUACAGUCUAUUCGUCAGUGAUCUGUUAAAUCCAGUAUUCAAUGCUAAUCAAGAAGCCCUGGGUAUCCAUGAGAGUAAUUUAUCCGAUGACAACUCAUCAACCCUACUGGAUGGUUCAGAUUUAUCAGUGAUGAUGAACAGUCAUCCUGUUCACCAUCCCAGCAUAGACUAUGGAGCAGAUUUUUUCACAUCACCUAUAUGCUUUGCCUACAUUACACAUUUAUUCGCUUUGAUUGCUGCUAUCUUAGAUCAACCGAUAAUUUAUCCAAGAGAUUUUGUGGAAAAUUAUCCUAAACUAAAACUGAUGGAUAUAUUUACACGGGAUCUAUCUCAGUCGGAUCGCUGUUUAGCUGCUUGCAUUUUAAAUCGCAAUAUUUUCUCUUUGGGUUCACGGUUUAACUUACGUCUGACACCGGAGAAACAUGCAUUGUGUAAUUUAAAGUCUUUAUUUGAUCAUUUUCAAAAUAAUUUGCUGGCUAAAAUCUAUCAAUAUGAAAUAUCUGGUUUUGUAUAACUAAGAUUUAUCCUUAUGAAACUGAAGAUAAUUUUUACCAAAAAAAUCUAAUUAAAUUUUAAUGAUUAAAAACAAAAGAAUCAUCAUAUUUUGAUUAUUGGAUUAUAAAAAUGUAUUUUGCUGCUUACUUGAACGAGCUCUGAAUGAUUUUUUCUUAUUUCAUAACUCUACCCACAUGUAAACUGAGAAUAGAAAUGUGAUCUGAACAAUUUUGUAUUGUUUUAUCAAAUGAAUUUGUUAUAUUGUAUUCUCGACAAGCUGAGCCUUUUCAUUGUUAUUUCUCAACAAACCUCCACUGCGUGGAUGACAGAGUGUGUGUGUGUGUAUAACGCUUAUUACAUAACGCUAUUUGAUUUGAUACCCGUAUGAAUUAUUGGAAUAAAAAAAUCAACUGGACAUGACAAAGUG
Messenger RNA from Trichobilharzia szidati, 2114 nucleotides. The record is from the annotation of a GenBank genome assembly. NCBI's taxonomy places the organism in Eukaryota, Metazoa, Platyhelminthes, Trematoda, Strigeidida, Schistosomatidae.